Sphaeramia orbicularis (orbiculate cardinalfish) is the source of this 4775-nucleotide messenger RNA. RefSeq names its product macrophage mannose receptor 1-like. The coding region runs from base 50 to 4624 and encodes 1524 amino acids. Lineage: Eukaryota; Metazoa; Chordata; Actinopteri; Kurtiformes; Apogonidae. The transcript has 34 exons. The record is from RefSeq and is a predicted model, not a curated record.
CUGGACAAACAACACGCUCUGAAAAACUUCUGCAGUAAGAUAUCAAACAAUGAGAGUAACUUUGACGGUUUUUGUACUUCUCAUCCAAACAAUGCACUGUUUGGCCUCAGAUGAUUCAGAAUUUCAGCUUUCCAACAAGGCCACUGGUUUCUGUUUGGUUGCACCAUAUGGCUACUGUAUGGAUGAGCCUUUGCGCUGGACAACUAAUGGUCGACUUCUGUCUUGGUACAAGAAAAAAUGUCUGGGGGCCCAGGGGGCGAAUGUGGGAAGUUCAAUAACUGAAUAUGACUGUGAUGAAAACAGUCCACUGCAACAAUGGGAAUGCAAGAAUGAAACAGUGCUCGCUCUUAAAGGUCACGAGCUUUACAUUGAGCUCACUGCCAAUAACGCAGCAGUUCUCUCUAGCACUAUAGGACCUAAUACCCACCUCACCAUUCCAGGGACAUCCAUUGGCCCUUGCACAAAAAAGCCCAGAGAACUUUACACCAUUGGAGGAAAUUCAUUUGGAAGGCCCUGUAUGUUCCCUUUCUUCUACAACAACAGAUGGUACGCUGACUGCACUACUGAGGGUUCCUCAACAGGUAGACCCUGGUGUGCAGUUGAAACCAAAUUUGAUCAUGCACUCUGGGGCAACUGCCCAACAACAGCUAAAGAGGACUGGAUUAAACAUCCGACAACUGGAGCGCUCUAUCAGCUGAACACAGAGUCAGCUCUGACAUGGACCCAGGCUGAUGUCAGCUGUAAACAGCAGGGUGCCUCCCUACUCAGUAUCUCUGAUCCUCACGAGUACGCUUAUAUCACUGCGCAUUUAGGGUCAGGGUCACAGCGCAGUGGACAAGGAGAAAGGCUUUGGAUUGGACUAGUCCUGGAUCCAGAACAUGGUUGGCAGUGGUCUAAUGGGAGACCCUACAGUUAUCUCAAAUGGGACUCAGGACAUCCAGUUUCCACCCCAGGUCACAGCUGUGCUAUUAUUAAUGAUGCUGUACAGGACUCCUGGCAAAGUUCACUUUGUAAUAAGAAACUAGGAUACAUCUGUUACAGUAAGGGGGUCACAGAACCUCCGACUGCAGCUCCAGAGGCGGGACACUGUUCGAGCCCGUGGAUUCCUUACAGCGGUCACUGCUUCUACCUUAAUCGUAUUAAGAAAACCUGGACUGAUGCUCAGAGAGAGUGCCGCAAAGAGGGAGGAGACCUGGCAAGCAUCCGCAAUGUGGAGGACCAAAGCUUCAUGAUCUCUCAACUUGGUUAUGAGUCUACUGAUGAGCUUUGGAUUGGACUGAAUGACAGGAGGACAGAGGGACUGUUUGAGUGGAGUGAUCACUCUGUUGUCCAUUUCACCAGCUGGACUUAUGGUGAACUUUAUGACUCCGCUAAUGCAGAAGACUGUGUUCUCAUCAAAGGAGAGAAUGGAAACUGGGCUGACCGUAGGUGUGAGGAAAGACAUGGCUUCAUCUGUAUGAAGAGCAGCGCCUCCGAACCCUCUGAAGAUGAAGUGGAACAGAACAUUGGCUGUAAAACGGGGUGGAGGAGACAUGGCUCCUACUGUUACUUUGCAGGGACAGAGACCAAAACAUUUGAUGAUGCUAAAGAGGACUGCAAGGCCUCAGGGUCCUAUCUGGCUGAUGUCUCAAACGGAGUGGAUAAUGCAUUCCUUGUGAGCCUGGUGGGAGCAAGACCAGAGAAAUACUUCUGGCUCGGUCUCUCCAACCAGAAACACAUUGACAUAUUUGUGUGGAUGAACACAGACACUGUGAGGUAUACCCACUGGAAUACUGGAAUGCCAGGUCACCGACAGGGCUGUGUUGCCAUGAUGUCUGGGCUUCAUGCCGGGCUAUGGGAUGUGCUGCCCUGCACAAAUAGGACAAAAUACAUCUGUAAACAUCUGGCAGAGGGGGCUGUUGCAACGCCGGCACCCACAGUCGUUCCACUCCCAGCAUGUGCACAAGGCUGGAGGCGAGUGGGUUCAAGACAACACUGCUACAAGACGUUUGAGGGUGAAUCUUACACCAAGAGGACGUGGUAUGAAGCAAGAGAUUUCUGCAGAACCAUUGGAGGAGACCUGCUGAGCAUCCACAGCUCUAAUGAGAUACGAGCGGCAUAUACAUAUAAAUCAUUCUGGAUUGGACUCAGUGCACCUGACCCAGUUACUGGUUUUGUAUGGAGUGAUGGAUCCCCGGUAAACUUCCAACACUGGCAGUCUGGAGAGCCAAACAAUAGAAAUAAUGUAGAAUCUUGUGUAGAAUUCUUUGUGCAUCGAGCAGACAGGAGUGGGUCUUGGAACGAUGUUCAAUGUGAAAAGCAGAUUGGAUGGAUGUGUCAGAUUCGGGCAGGUGUGACACCAAAACCACCUCCAGGCAAUGUUGCUAAAUUCAAUACAACCUCAGAUGGGUGGAUCGAAUGGAAUGAGAAUCAGUACUUGAUCAACCAAGAACUAAUGGUCAAUGAAGAAGCUCGUCACUUCUGCCAGCAGAGGCACGGCGACUUGGUAUCCAUCGAAAGUGAAGCUGAAAAUAUCUUUUUAUGGCAACAGAUACAAAGCAGUUCUAAAUCUUUCUGGUUAGGUGCGACUGUGGAUGUUGAUGCAUCAUUUGAAUGGAUGGAUGGUUCUCAAGCCCUUUUUCAAAGGUGGGAUGAAGGUCAGCCUGCUUUGAAGAAUUUUGAUGAGAACUGUGGUGUCAUGACAACUUCUAUGGGGUUCUGGCAUGCCUUCAGUUGUGGGUUAGAGUUCGGGUCCAUUUGCAAACGCCGUGGUUUGGUGCAUGCCAACACCACUGCAGCACCCACAGUUCCCCCUGAAGGUGGCUGCCCAUCCCCGUGGAAAAAAUUUAAAUCAAAGUGUUACAACAUCAUUGACAAUGAGGCAUCUACAUGGGACCAAGCACGUAAACAAUGCAAACGGAUGAACGGAAAAUUGGUUUCUAUACCCUCAAGACAUGUGGAAGUGUUUCUGAUGAAUCAAAUAAUGGCAAAACCUACCACCAACUUCUGGACUGGUCUAAAUAGUUUUGAAGGAGGUAAAUAUUACUGGACAGAUGGGAGCAAGAGGUCUUACAUAAACCCAGAUUUAAUGGGCUUUGUAGGCGAUGAGGAGGAUCUUGAAGUUAAUGCGCUGUUGAACGGGGAGCCAGUGAAGUUGACAGAGGAUGGGUGUGAUAUGAUCUCUGGAGCGGGAGUGGGUUUUUAUGUCGGUGAGGCAGUUGGUGAUGGUGGAGAGAAUGGCGGGGGUGAUGGCUUUAAUGGAGAUGUACAGCUGGGUGUCAUCAGCAUAACAGUGAAAGAGGAGACCAUGGUGACGGAUGAUAGGACCAAGCGGAAGUAUAGGAAAAUCAAACAGAUUCCAUUCGAGAUGAGAUGGUUUUACAACUAUAGAAGAAUGGGCACCUGGAGGCCAUAUGACAUACAGAAUAAAUGUGUUGCUUUAAGUAACAGUCCUAAUGGCAGUGGGAUAUGGAAAGUAACGUCGUGCAAUGACACAAAUGGAUUUAUUUGUCAUCGAAAUGUUGACCCAUCUUUGAAAGACAUCCCUGAUCCAACAAGUCCUACUGACUACAUCAAAAUAUUUAAUGACUCGGUAAAGGUCGUGACCCAAAAAAUGAACUGGGAUGCUGCCAAGAAGCACUGUCUACUUGACGGUGCCAAGCUGGCUAGUCUACGAAAUGUGUGGACACAGGCCUAUGCUGAUCUGCAGGCUAUGAAUCUAAAGGCUCCACUGUGGAUUGGACUGAACAAAGACGAGAACAACGGCUACUUCCAAUAUACUGAUGGCUGGCAUUUGAAUGAUGUUAAAUGGGAUGUAGGAGAACCAAGCAGAGACAGACCGUGUGUGUUUGUGGAUGUGAAUGGACAAUGGAAGACCGCUCACUGCAACGAAACCAUGAACAGCCUUUGUCUGAAGUCCACAGAUGAACCACCACCAGAGAUCAAAGAUUUCCCAGGCGUAUGCCCUGAUAACCAACAAGGGGGGGGCAUUUACUGGCAACCAUUUAAGGGUUACUGUUAUAAAUUCUUCACAGAGGAGACUGACUGGACCCAUGCAUCUGCUAGUUGCAUCAGACAUGAUGCAAAACUACUCAGCAUUGAAGAUCCCUCUGAGCAAGAAUUCAUCUUCAACAGUAUCAAAAUGUUGGAUGAUUCUGCCCACACUGUUUGGAUCGGACUGAUAAGGAGUAAAAAAGGAGCGUGGUUAUGGUCGGACGGUACAGUAAUGGACUACACUAACUGGGGCGAAGGGCAACCCGGUGGAAACAUCCAUGCAGCGAUUGUACUUUCAGAUGGGAAAUGGAGGAGCACCUCCAGCUGGUUUUAUAGACCAUACAUCUGCAAAACACGCAAAGUGUUAAUACCAAAGCCAUCGCCUUCAACCACACAUGAGAAUCCUGUUCUUCGCCGCAGUCAUAUAGCUCUGGCAGCUGUCAUCGUUAUUACUGGGAUAGUGAUGGGGAUAUUCAUCGCCCUCUUCAUCUUCAAGAAAUCUGGUCAUCGCUUACCGAUCCCUGAGAAGUUAACCACAUUUGACAACCCACUCUUUUCAAGCAACAAGCAGUCAGAGCCGAACGUGGCUGAUACCAGUAAACUGGUAGACAAUGCAGAGGAAGACAACCAUCAGCCCAUUAUGAUUAUAUGAAUGAAAAGGGGAGAACAGAAUCCAGUGGGGCACACCGAAUGAAUGAAUGAAUAAAUGAAUGAAUGAAUGAAUUUAUUUUUGGUUUUACAUCAAUCCUUGUAAUCAGUACAUUAAUUGUAAUAAACAUAAAAACCAAAAAAGGAAUAGGCUA